UAGGUAUCCAUUAUUUGAUCUUUUGCCCAUAAAUUCAUCUGUUUGUACUUGCCCGCCAGUGUGACUCGCUCGGUAGCAUUGUAAUAUUCUCAUACGACAAGCGGAUUACUAUUUCAUAAUGCGUACAUCUGAUUCGUUGGAUAAGUGUAAUGCAAAGUGGUUUGUCGUUCACAUCAAUAAAUUGCAGUUAAAAUACUCGACUAUUAACAACACCUCCGACAAAUAUAGGUAAAGGUAGUAUCCCCCAUAACGAAAUGGAUUUAAGGCGUCGCGCGGGUAAGCUACAAGGUCAAGCACAAAUGAAAAUGCAACAGCGCCCGCUCUGAAGAAAGGUCUGCCAAAGGGAGAGGUAUAAAAGUUGACGGUGGUGGCAAGCAGCGGUCAGAAGUGACAUCAGCCUGUCAUAGUAGCCGCAGACAGAACAUCGCACAUAGGAAAAUUCUGUUGCCAUUGAAGAAGCACAAACUCUAAGUCUAAAAAGACGCUGAGUCAGCCUUUAAUUAGUCGCUAUGAGUAUUUUUGUGACGCUUGUUUUCGCUGUAUCAAUGGUAGUACUGUGCACCGCAGGACACUUCCGUGGCGGAGGAGGUGGCCAGGAAGGCUAUGAAAAUUAUGGCCCGCCUCAACCAUACCAGUUUGGAUACACUUCACAGGAUGCUGAAGGAACCCAUGGCCACAGCCAGAGCUCGGACGGUAGGAGAGUGCAGGGCCAUUAUGUGAUACAGUUGGCCGACGGACGGAGUCGUAAGGUUGAGUAUCACGCCGACGAAACCGGAUUCCAUGCGAAGGUGGUAACCAACGAACUCGGAACAGAAUCGAAGGAUGCUGCCGAUGCCAUCUACCAGUCGUCGGCUCUCACUGGUGAACAGGCCGCAUUGCAGUACGGAGCGGGACCUAGAGCCUCGUUUGGAAGUGGACACCAUGGAGGACGACCUUAUUCGGGUCAGACUAAGUGGUAGAUCAACUCGACGGCAAGGCACUUAUAGCAGACAACUGCAAGAUAACCAAGAAUGACUAUCUGUAUAUAGGUUUUACCUAAGCUGCUAUUUAUUAUAGUUUCUUUCUUAAAAUAAACUGUGCUUUACGUAUCUUUCUACUUGUGUGUCUUCAUGUUUGUAUGCUAGAAUUAACAACGAUUACAGAUAUUCAUAACUUCGAUCGGUUAACAACAGCCAUUGCUGAAGUAGACUACUAGUAAUGAGUAAAACUUAAUUAACUUUAUGUAAAAGUGAUCAUGUUUACAUACGCGUCAGUUCAAUACUCUUAUCGAUUAUAAAAUAAUU
Varroa destructor (honeybee mite) is the source of this 1283-nucleotide messenger RNA. RefSeq names its product cuticle protein 14-like. The record is from RefSeq and is a predicted model, not a curated record. Gene Ontology annotation, cellular component: extracellular matrix. NCBI's taxonomy places the organism in Eukaryota, Metazoa, Arthropoda, Arachnida, Mesostigmata, Varroidae.